This is a messenger RNA of Pocillopora meandrina, 5579 nucleotides long. The record is from the annotation of a GenBank genome assembly. Lineage: Eukaryota; Metazoa; Cnidaria; Anthozoa; Scleractinia; Pocilloporidae.
AUGGCCGCACACGUUGACGCGGCAAUCGACGAACAACCAGAAGGCGGCUCAAAUGUUUACGAAGAUUUUCUUGAUGCAAUUUCGAGGGGUACAAAGGACGAUGUGGAGCGAUUUUUACGGCAAGCGAAUUCAGACGAGUGCAGGGAUAGUCGAGACGAAGAUCCAACAUGUGUGUCUCACAAGCGACAACUUACGAAAGCCCUCGAAGACGAAGAUGCUGUCACAGUUUGGAAAUUAAUAGCAAGAGCUAAAGAGUCGGAGCUCAAGACGAUAGAAAACCUAAACAAGACAUGCGAAACUGUCGCAGAAAAUGAGUGCCUGAAAGAGAAAGGGCUGAUCAAGUAUCUUUGGGGAAAGCUACGCGGCCAAAUCAGAUCUGCUAGAGGACGUGAUACUUCCGCUUGUAUAUUCCGAGAAAGCAGGCCACCACAAACUGAAUUUCAACACGAAGAAGAACAACAGUGGAUACGUAUACUUUCUGAUCCACUCUACAUUGGUUUGGAAUGGCUAUGGAGAAAUAAUUCACAGCUGACAUCCACCGCUAUCCAAUACCCGAAGCGGAGAGAAAGUAAGCUUGAAGACAUCAUCGAGGCUGCUUUGGAUGAUGCAUACCUGCUGGAAAAAAUUGCUCGGUACGAGCAUCAUUACAGUCGGGAUGAGUACUACAAGCGAGCAUUGGAGUGUGAGAAAUUUGCGGCUGAUGUUGUUGAAGGAUGUAACUUCAGCCAACUUCAGGAGAUAAUGGAUACCGAUGGUAAUGGCUGUUUAAUGGCGAAGAAACCUAAGAAUUUAAACACGAGCCUGAUUCUUCUCAAGUUUGCUGCCGACAAAAAACAGAAAGAUGGUUUGUAAAUCAUUUAUUUUAUUUUUUUUACACGUUUAAGGUAACCUAAGUUAUAUGGCUAAAACUUAUUCACUGGUUCAUAAAGUAUGACAGCUUAAAAAGCAUAUCAAACCCACAGAUUCACUAUGGAAUAACUUGAGCGUCAAGCAUUAACACCGAGUUUUCAAUUCCAAUCUAAAUUACCAUGAAUAAUUAAAACCACUUACUUAAGAAGAAAUUUUAAAAUUGCUACAACAAAAAAUGUUCCGUGAUUUCCGCCUUUGAAAUAAUAUACACUAUUGAAUCGAAUGGACUGGACUCUUUCAUUUUUCUCGGAAAGUGUAUUGCAAACAUUUCAAUCUUCAAUCGGGUAAAACAAACAGUCAUUUGAAUUAAUAUUCAGCAGAGCAUUUAUUUAGUGAUCACGAAAUCGCUGAUCUAAGACUAGCCAAAUGAAAACUGGGGAUGCUGGAUGGUACACGUACAAUCAAUCUCUUUUAGCUAGGUUGUUAUUAACUGAUUUAUAUCAUUUCGUGUGGCUGUUCAUGAAAAGCACGUGUGAAGCAUAAUCUAGAUGGCAAUGCCAAGUGUUUUUCCAUUUAGAGUAAGAUGACAAUAUGACGUGUAUUUCGUUGCUUUUGUCGUAAUUUGGACCCCGUGAAAAUAAAGAGCGGUAUGAAACUGAAGUAUUGCUUGGGAUAUAAAAUCAUAGUGAAAUCUUGACAUUAUUUACGUCAAAAAAUUAUGUUAUUCACCCUUUUAUUCCAGGAAAGUAUGGGUAGUACACUUAAAAAAAAUAAAACUCUUGUCACUGUGUUUAAAAACAAAGACUAAGCCGCUGAGUCAAAUAAAAAAAAGGUUUGCCAAUGUGAUAACUAAGAUAGUGAAAUAUAUUAUUAAAUUGAAUGGUGAGUAAAAGUGUUUAUUGAAGCAGGACCCUGCCUCUUCAAAGACUUAAGAAAAAAUUGGGCUGGUCAUUGACAAAUCAGUGGCCCCAACCUUGGUGUCCAACAAUGUUUUCCUAAGUCUUUAAAGAGGCAAGCGCCCGCUUAAAUUAAACAAGUUUACUCACCAUUCGAUUUACCAACCCUCUUAAUAUGAACGUGAAGAAGUAAACUCCUAUGAAACAGAAAAAACGACCUUUGCAAAAAUAUAGUAACAAAUAAGGCGAGAAAAAUAAAUACAAAGAUAUGUCGGGACAAAAACUUACCAAAUUCUGAGGUAAUAUGCGAAUCAUGAAACACUCGAAGGAAAAAGGUUCAUAUCGUAGCAAAAAUAAAGUACACGGGAAGUGCGUGACACAUGAAAUGUGAAGGGUGGCGUAAUUUACAUAAAAUGCCAAAAUAACGGUGCAUUAAUGAUACGUGAAAAAAACGAAAAGGGUAGGCGUAAAUUAGUGGUUGCAAAUAAUUUAGGACUUAUAUGUUAGAAAUCAAGAAAUUACAAAUUUAUCAAAACAAUCUUUUCCUUUUCAAUUCGCAGUUUGUAGCAAGCCCAAAAUGUCAGUGGAUUCUUAACGAGAUUAUAUACUAUGAAUGGCCUGGUUGGCGGGAUAAAAGCAGACUGACCAAACUGGCUUGGUUCUUCUUCCAACUACUGCUUGUAGCAGUAUCGAGCGUCUUCUACAUACCGAUACGGUUGGUUCGUAAAUUUUAUCGUUGCUGUAACAAUGAGAAGAUUUGGGAAUUCAGAGAGCUUUAUGAGCAUCCCUAUUCCAAGUUUAUUAACCACACGAUGUGGUAUCUGGUGUUUCUCUCAAUGAUAUUCUUGACCUCCUUUGACGACAAGUUUGAAACUUCACCGACUGGGCUGAUAUGGUGUGGUAAGUGUCAUAAAUUUAAUUUUCACUCACAUCGACUUGGCUUUUUUUUGUUCGUUUGAUAGCCCGCAGUCAUCAUUUAUUUCCAGUGUACUACACUUAAAAAUUUUAAGCAGUUUGGGUUUCAACCUUACGAUUUGAAUUAAGAUUAAAUAGCUGAUGUAAAGAAAGAAAAAUUAGCGAAAAACAAGUAUACAGGUCAACCUAUUAUUACAUAUCUAUUACUUGUGUAGAAUAUCACCCUUUUACAGUCUAACAUUUCAAAGUCAUGUUUUCCUUCUCUCUAUGGUUAGCCUCCAAAACGCCCAGAAAAACACAGUUUUCAUUUUGAAUUUGCCAGAGCAAAAGUACAUUUACAACUUAUUUUGAAUUGUAUGAAGACGACGUAUAUCAAUCAAUGCUUGACGCGCGUGUGCUGUUGUGCUAAACAACUGUAAAUUUUCUUCACAGACUAUGUGGUGCUUUCGUUUGUUCUUGGCUUACUUCUACAGGAAUUUCUCGAAGCUCGCAGACAAGGAAUUUACAUUUAUAUAUCAAAGUGGUGGAAUGUCGUAGACACGCUGAUCAUCUUGACUUUUCUGGCGUCCUUCGCUGUGUGGUUGCUCUCCUGUCUGUACUUUAGAAAAUGGAAACCUGAGGAAGCAGCGUUUGUUCUAGCCGAUGUGUUGUACGCAAGUGCAUCCGUUAUGGCAUAUUUUCACCUGACGCAUAUAUUUCAGGUUGAUUCGAUACUUGGCCCUCUACAGCUGUCACUUUACAAAAUGCUCAAAGAUGUGCAAAGAUUCCUCUUUAUCUUCCUUGUGCUGUAUUUCUCGUUUACUAAUGGCGUCGUAAAAGUCUACUCUUACUAUGAAAGCUCGAAAACUGAACUGCAGAGAAAAUGGAACCACACUGAGAAUGAGGAAUCCCAUCCGUACGCGGAGUAAGAGAGCUUUAAUAAGAAAUAUCUUUAUCCAAUAACGUCCAACAUUAAGUAUAAUAUAUUUUUGAGAUAAGAAAGCUUCUCCGUAAGGUGUUUUUUUUAUUGCAAAUUAGGUAUAACUAAUAAACUUAUGGCUUCAGCAUUUCCCGAAAGCAAACGAACGGCGAGUCAAUGGUGAUAAACUCGUUCUGAAUUUCAUCGACUACUGAGAGAUGAACUUACUGAGUAGCCUUUCAGCUGAUAAUGCAGAAGCUCGAGAAACAGUGGAGCGCUCGGCCCUUUGCAAAGCCAGCACCCAUUUCACAUGUCUGCAUUGUAUGUGUGCUAACAUAGAGUUACUUCAUGUCGCAUUUCCUAAUUGAAGUUGUUGUUUAUACAUGUACAUAAUUAAGCCGAACAAAAACACGACUAUAGGCCACCUUGAAACAAAGCUUUAAUCUGAAACAUGGACAUUGGCAUCGAAGAAGGCUACUUAAGCUCGGUGAUUUUCGUUCGGAAACACAAAAGUUAGAAGUUGUUUAGAGGAAUGCGAAAAUUUCAUUCUUGCGUCUGACUAUUUAUAAUAUGCUGAUAUCUUUUGCUUCUCAGUCACAAGAGCGCGUUUAUAGCGUUAUUCUGGUUGCUGCUUGGCCUCGUAGAAGAAGACAAAAUUGAGGUAAAAGACCCAGUGUUUGCUCUCACCGCCACAUUUGGUCGUCUUUUCCUGAUGGCUUACGUGAUUUGCACUGUAAUAGUGGCUUUGAACAUGCUGAUCGCCAUGAUGAAUAAUUCGUUCGAGAGAAUCAUGGUGAGUAUACACCCAAAAUAAAUACCAUUGCCGCAAGUCAGUCAGAUUUGACCCAUAUUCAAGAAAGUUUUAGUCCAUCGAAUAAAUUCCUAACUGCGUUGUUUUUUUGAAACGAGCAACCCCCGCUACUGAAAAACCUUCUCAACUUCUUGAUUUCUUCUUCACAAUUCAAUUUUAGAAAAACUCCGAAAUUGAGUGGAAAUACUCAAGAUCCCGAAUGUGGCUGGAAUGGAUUGACAAAGGCAACACGAUGCCGGCACCCAUCAACAUGGUCUAUUACACCUUGUAUGGGAGUAUUCUAUUUGCUGACAAAGUUUCUGGGAAAUUCAGAGAAAAAUGCUGUUGUCGUCGUGGUAAUGGGGUAAGGAAGAGAAGAAGUUUUAUUUUUUGUAGAUCACUAGGAGGGUAUUGACUUUUCUUAUCACCUGUUGUUUCUAAGUCUUUCUAUAUUAGCCGGGAAAAAUGCGUCUCUCAAACUCCACCAAAACCGUACAUUUCAUUUAAGAUGGGAAUGUAGAUAAUUGAAGUAAUGCACUGAUCGCUAAACUAGCAUUUACGAUAAGACCGUGAAAUUAAGGCGUUGAUUCAUUCUCAUUUCUUAAAUUUCAUCUCUUUGUUAAAGGAACUAGACGAAGUGCAGGCGCAAAGAGAGGUAUGCAGGACUGAUAAAUGAGAAAUUCUGUCAAAACCCAAAAUCAAGGUCUAACUUCCUUGAUAUGUAAUAAUAUUUGUAAUGGUAAUGAAAUGCAACUCUUAAUUUUUUUUUCAGAGAGACGAGAUUACCGCCAGAAAAGAGGUACAUGUAAGCUUAGAGUAAAACUUUGACGUGUUUUUCAUGUAACAACGAGAGAAUUGAUCCAGCGAGCCUUGUAGCAUGCGAAAACAAUUGCAACAAAUGCUCCUAAAUGAAAUCGAUAGAGUAUCAUGAUAAAGAGAGUGAGAGAAAAUGAUGAUGAAUAAUGUCUUUGAUCUUAUUAUGUCAUCCCAGAGACGAAAAGAAACGAUGAAGGAAUUGGUGAUGAAAUAUCUAAGGGGCCGCUACUUUGAAAAAUGCGAGGAAGACAACUUAAGUGGAGAUAAGACAACGGAUGACAAAAAGUGGGAAAGCGGGAAAAAAGAGAGCUCCCAGUUCAUUGAGGAAAACAUUAAGUUACUUAGACGAUUGGUUGAUCGUCAGGCGAAGGAGCUUGCCAAACUUAAUAAAAUGAUGGACACAUUAGUGAAGUGA